Molecule: messenger RNA, 204 nt
Organism: Enterobius vermicularis (human pinworm)
Lineage: Eukaryota; Metazoa; Nematoda; Chromadorea; Rhabditida; Oxyuridae
Source: the annotation of a GenBank genome assembly
AUGCCACCACCGCCGACCAACAGUGUUCAGUUAUCACGAUUUUCUACUGGUCCAUCAGCUUUUUAUGAGACGACAUCGGGUUUUGUUCCGCCACAUAAGGACGACAAAUUGAAAAUGGAGCCACAGUGUUACUCGACGUCUAGUUAUACACCAAACAUCUGUGUGACUCAAAGUGGAUUUACUUUACCAUCAUAUCCAAGCUGA